Messenger RNA from Solanum stenotomum, 2523 nucleotides. RefSeq lists its product as uncharacterized. The transcript has 8 exons. Lineage: Eukaryota; Viridiplantae; Streptophyta; Magnoliopsida; Solanales; Solanaceae. Gene Ontology annotation, molecular function: N6-methyladenosine-containing RNA reader activity; mRNA binding. The coding region runs from base 145 to 1293 and encodes 382 amino acids. Gene Ontology annotation, biological process: mRNA splicing, via spliceosome; regulation of mRNA splicing, via spliceosome. Gene Ontology annotation, cellular component: nucleoplasm. The record is from RefSeq and is a predicted model, not a curated record.
UUUUCCAAUUUGUAUAGGGUUUACUGUUUCUACAAAUUCAAUACCAAAAUCCAUAUAUACAUCGAAAAUUAACAAUGGAGAAUGUUGAUGGAACAAAUGGGAAAAGGAUAAGGGCUGAAGAUGUAAUAUGUGAGCUCAAGGACGAUGGCGCUUUCGAUAAACUUCGCCUCAAAAUUGAGGUUGUAUGCAGAUAUGCCGUCAGAUACUGCAAGAGAAAAUGCAUCUAUAGCUAAUUCCAUAGUGACCGACUGGAAAAAUGAAAGAGGGAAUCUUGGCGGACCAGGUAGUUCAUGCCUCGGAGUAAUUGAGGGUCCCAAUCGUUCUAUAGCAGAGGAGCUCACACUUUCAUCUCCGCCGAUUGGAAUUUCAAGUGCAAUUGAAAAGGGUAAACUCUAUAGCGUAAGAUAUUUUGUAAUCAAGAGUUUGAACCAUGAAAAUAUCCAAUUAUCAGUAAACAGAGGGAUUUGGGCUACUCAAGCCAUGAAUGAGGCCAUUUUGGAUGAAGCAUUUCAUAAUUCCAGCAAGGUUAUACUAAUAUUCAGUGUCAACAUGAGUGGGUAUUUCCAAGGGUACGCCCAAAUGAUUUCUUCAGUCGGUUUGAGAAGAGACCAAGUUUGGAGUCAAGGAAAUGGUGGUCGUAAUCCUUGGGGUCGAAGCUUUGAAGUGAAUUGGCUGCGAUUGUAUGAUCUGCCUUUCCAAAGAACUCUUCACCUUAAGAAUCCAUGGAAUCAAUACAAACCAGUCAAAAUUAGUAGAGAUUGUCAGGAGUUACCUCCAGAUAUUGGUGAAGCUUUAUGUGAGCUCCUUGAUGGACAGGAUGCUUUGGAUGUUGAUUUGAAAAUGGAUAUCUUUGCAAGGAAUGAUCUCUCUUCUAAAAGGCCAUAUGUAGACCCUUCACUGCAUCUUGGAGAUCAAGACUGUAAUGCAUCUCUGAUACCUAAUGGGACCAUGUUUUAUCCCUCUUUACUCUACCAACAUCAAAUUGAUGCUAGUAGAGUUCACGUAGCACCUCAGAGAAUAAAUGGUGUAUUUUCUGCUGAGGAGUCAGCCAUUGCAUCAGGGGAAUCAAAGUCGAGACAGUCGAGGCAUUCACAGAGGAAUAGAAGCCUUGCUAAUCUUCAUGUAGACACUGACAUGGGUCCUCAAAUUAACAUGUGGGGCUUGCCGGCAGAAAGGAGCCCACUUGCUAGUAAUUUGACUGAAGAUGACAUUCUUGAAAUGACAUAUGAAGAGUAUCUUGAAGCUUAUAGCAGAGGCAGCAAAAGAUUGCCCCACCCUGUUAGUACUCUUUGACAUUUUUCUUGUUAUAUAUUCCUGUAUUAUCGAAUAAACUCAUGAGCCAUGCUCUGUUGGGUUGGAUUUUGAACUGUAAAAAGUUCACCUUUAUCUUUUUAGUUAAUCUCUGUUCUGGAAAAUCUUUUCUAAUUUCCUUUCUUUUCGGAGAAAAGCUUGUAGCAUUUGGCAUUUCCUCAUAGUGCUAUAAGCAAGAGAUGGUUAGCUCAGUUGAGGAACUUGUGUCUUAAGUCACAAGUUUGAACCUUGCACCAAGUGAACUAAGUCUAGUAUUUAAGUGGAGAAGGAUAGAGGGGCGGGUCCAUCAUCUCCGGGUUUUGAAACUCACGGAUGCCCAAACCAUUGGCUCCAGAUGAACUUCUUGUUCAUAAAAAACUUGGGGCGACUCCCAUCCCUCUUUUUUCUCCAUGCUAUCUAGUGGUUGAUGAUAUGGGUGUGGUCGGUUCUCUGGGUGAAGUAUUGUGAUAAAUUCAUGUGCUGUAGUUAGGGUCCUCGAAAUUUCAGUCUCUGUUCUGCUCUUUAGCAUGAGAUUUGAGUCUUGCGUAUCUACCAUUUCACCACCUAGGCAUCUUGAAAGUGAAUCAUAUUCCAUGAAUAUGAUAUCUAUCUAGUUUUGUAGAUGACAUUUCCUUUUCUUUUCUCUAGCACGAUGAAGUGGUUCAUUAAUGUAUUUAAACACAGUUUUUGAAAGUGCCCUUGUUCGACAUAUUUAUCUGCGGAGUGUUUCUUAGUGUGGAUAUCCAUGACUUGCACACAAAUUUUUAAUGAAGUAUCUUUCGCUAGAAAGGAUUCUGAACAAAACAUCAGGUUUCCAUUGUGCAAUAAGUUACCUCUCUUUAUCUAAGUUUCAGGACCAUAACGGAGUACACAGAGGUCAUUAGCCAGUGAAGAAAACUGUGAUGAUUCGCAAUCAGGUUUCAGUUCGAAGUAAAGGAGAAGUCACUAAAUCUCCCUAUUGGUGGCAUUGGUUUUCUUGGCGAGCAGGCUGAUAUGGUUGAUAAUUGUAUUGUUGCAGUUGUCGCGAAGUGGUGGCUCUUGCAAAAUUGUUCCUUUAUUUUUGUAAAACUUAAAACUUAGGAGAAUAUAUUGCUAUAAUGUUGGUAUAUCUGUACUGUAUUUUAUGACCCUCUUGUCACCCUUCUCCCCUUCCUGUUUUCGAAUGGAAAAUUUUAUACUGUCAAUGGAAACUUGUACAGGAAAUUAGCAAGUCUCUCUAUACUCAUAUAUUCA